This is a messenger RNA of Phialemonium atrogriseum, 1819 nucleotides long. RefSeq lists its product as uncharacterized. NCBI's taxonomy places the organism in Eukaryota, Fungi, Ascomycota, Sordariomycetes, Cephalothecales, Cephalothecaceae. The record is from RefSeq and is a predicted model, not a curated record. The coding region runs from base 414 to 1589 and encodes 391 amino acids. The transcript has 5 exons.
GGAGGCAGGCCCAGACACACAAGAAUCCGCAAGGACAGAGAGAAGACAGGGAUACGAGAAAAUCACACCACAGGAAAUGGAAUGAAGAGGGGAGGCAAUGGCUGAUCUCUCGUCUCGGAGGUUCAGGCUUCGUCCUCCGCCCCCAAACUAAUAGCAUGCCAGAUCCCUUCAACUCUCACCAUUGAAUGUAACCCCGGGCAUUCAGCUUCCAGGGGACUCGUACAUAUAUAUCAGGAAUGAAAGCGAAAUGUCGUUUUCUCUGGGGGCUCGAGUCGGUAUAAGGAGUACCAUCUUGUUUUCACUCCUUAUGUGAUUCUUCUAUUCCUUUCUUCUUUGCCUGUCGUGUACACCUAAUCACGAGUCAAGUCGCGAUCGCGCAAUCCAGAAGACAUUCGUUGAGCCUGCCGCGAGAAAUGGACGUCCCAGGGGGAGACGUCGGUGUCAUGCCACCGCCUCCAGGCGUGACACCGGACUUUCAUGGCUCCUCGCAACUCCAGCACACGCUUAUUAUCGUCUACUCCAUCACCUUUGCCCUGGCCACCGUCGUGCUGACACUGCGUCUAUAUACCGGUCUGGUGCUCGUUGGAAAACUGGGACUCGAUGCGUUCUUGAUCGUGCUGGCAUGGGCCGUCUCGUUGGCUUUCUUUAUAACCACGCUUCUGGUGAUGCCAUCUGGUUUCGGGAAGCAUCUGUGGGAUGUCACAGGGACACAGCUGCAAGGAUAUCUAAAGCUUCUCCUCGUCCUGGCAAUCACGUAUAUCUGGCCGCCGACGCUGACCAAGCUCGCCAUCCUCGUCCUCUACCACCGGAUCGAUCCCGGCCUGGCCUUCCGUAUCUGCAUCUACUUCGUCGCCUUUACCCUGAUCGCCUCGACCGUCGUCUUCACCGUUCUCUUCUGCGGGCCAUGCAACCCCCUGACCACUGGGAGUGGAAUGUGCCUGAACAACAUCGCCAUCGCGCAGGCGGUCCUCAACAUCGUCACCGACGGCUUUAUCAUCAUUCUCCCGAUCCCGACAAUACGGAAGCUGCACAUGCCAUUUAAACAAAAGGUCACCGUUGCCGCCAUCCUGGCCCUCGGAUCAGGCGUCGUCAUCGCCUCAUGUGUCCGCGUCGCCUACGUCCGCGCCAUGCAGAACAACCCCGACGUCACGUGGACGCAGGCCUCGGCUGCGGUCUGGAGCUGCGUCGAGCUCAACAUCGGCAUCCUCUGCAACUGCCUGGCAAUGCUGCGGCCGUUUGUGCGACGCCACAUGGUCUGGCUCGCGAGCAUCGUCGGUGGAGGCGGGAGCAGCGGGGGCGUCGGUUCGGCCGGGUACAGCAAGAAGGGGCUGUCGAGCGGGGGCGGGAAUAAGUCGGCGUUUGGUAGUCCCUGGAGGGGGGACGCUGAUGGGCAUGGGUACCAGCUGCACAGUGUUGGGAGGACUAAGAUGGUGCCGGGGGAGGAGGAGGGGGGGAUGGGGGCCGGUAAGGGGAUUGUUGUUGUUGAUGAGUUCCAUGUGCAGUACGGCAGUAAGAGGGAGAACAGCGAUGGGUCUAGCACGGAGAACAUCCUUGACGAUGAGAGGCCGCAACCUCGCCGAGCCAGGUGAGAAUGUCGAGGUGGUUGCAGCCCGAAGAUGUCGUCGUUGCAUAUCUUAUCUUCUUGUAUAUAGUUGUGCAAACAGAGUGACACAUGGCCUGGCGCAAUGUGGCACAAUUGUAUCGAUACCGAGACUAGCGAACCAACAUACUAGGCCACUUUUAUAUUUCUGGUCAACAUACUAUGUAAAAUAAUUACUUGAACGGCUGCAUGGCGAUCUGCAGCGAAGAUCUGCCGCGA